AUGUUAAUUAACGAAAAAAAUCUUGAUCAAAUAAUAGAUACGAUUCGAAAACUUCAUCAAACAACAAUUGAUCAACGAUUGGUUGAUUUAACUGAUUAUUUAACUGAAUUUUUGCAAUCUAUUCAAGUAGAACAAUCAAAUAUAUUUCGUACAUUAACGCAACUUAUACGCAAUUCAGAAGACCGUACAGCAUUAAAAAUUGAAUUUCUUAAAGCACAAUGUUUAGAAAUCAUCUAUGCAAAAGUAAACAAUAACGAAAAUGAAAAUAAUAUUAUCGCCAUUUUAGAAUUUAUUAUUGAACUUUUAAAUAACUCGGAAAAUGUUCAAGAAAAAUUUCUUCAUUUUAAUGGUUAUGAAAAAUAUUUUAAAUUACUUUCUUAUAUUCAUUCACCAACAAUUGAAUUCAUAAAUCAAUUAAUUGUUCUUAUGAUUGAAAAAUCUACAUUACCAAAUGAAGAUAUAAUCAUAUUUCCGAUUGAUUCAUUUGUUAUUUUUACUAAUCCACAUAUUGCUGUAUCAUUAUUAUAUUGGAUACCAUAUUUGAAUGAUAUAUCACAUCAAUGUCAUAUUAUUUCUUCAAUUGAGAAAAUUAUAUUACGUUCAUUACAAAAUAAAAUGAUGGCUUGUUCAAAUAGAAUUAUUUUUACUCUACUUGAUGUAUUAAAAAUAAAUAAUAAUGAAAAAGCGAAUAAAUUAGAUGAAAAAAUUCUAUUCAAUAUUUUUUCAUUAUUAGAAAAUUUAUCUCGAUUUUCAAUAAAUGCACAAGAAAUUCGACUUAUAUGGCAAUUAUUUCAUCAAAAUACAUCAUUAAAAACUCAAUUAUUACAAUUAUUAAUAACAGCAGCGAAAUAUGAUGAUCCAGAUACACAAUCGAUUUCAUCUUAUUUUGAUUUACAACGACCAAAUAGUGGAAUUAUUUUGCCUGUUAUUCAUCGUUGGUCAUCAUUAUCAUCAUCACCAUCAUUAUCAGCAACAACAUCUUCAUCAUCGCCAUCAUCUCCUCAUUUUUCAUUUCAUUGUUGGUUAAAAUUGAAUCAUGAAAUUGGUUCUUAUCCAUAUGGAGGACGUCGUCAAAUCUAUUCAUUCUAUUCUCAAUCGAUUGGUUUAGAAUCAUUUAUACGUAGUUCAUCAAUCACUGUAUUGAUAACUGAUCAUCGUGAAAUUGCUUAUAUUGAAAUAAAUGAUUGUGAUGAUUUAUUUGAUGGUUAUUGGCAUUCAUUAACUAUCGUUCAUACAGCACAACGUCCGUCCUUAUUUGGUUCAGCAUUUCAAACAACAUUAUGCUGUAAUUUAACAAUCUAUAUUGAUGGUUCAUUGAGAAAAGAAAUAAAAAAUUUUAAAUAUGUAUCAAAUAUAAAUGAUCCAAUUACUUCAGCUUCAAUUGGUUCAUCAAGUCAACGACCAAAAUCACCUGAAAUCAAACAAAAAAAUGAAUCAUUAUCAACAACACUUGUAAAAACAAUUCAACCAUUUAAAGGUUUAUUUACAUCACGAGCAAAACCUACAAACAUACGUAAAGAAAAUCAAGGAUUCUAUUCACAAAAUGUCAUGAUUAUUGAACCUGAAAGUCAAGAAGCAAUAUUUGGUCAAUCAAUUUGUUUAUAUGGACAAAUAGCAUGUAUUUGGAUAUUAACUGAAACAUUAGAUGAACAACAAGUUAAACAAUUAUAUGAAAUGGGUGGUGAUUUUUGUCAUCAAUAUCAUUCUUCAAUGCUUAAUAACGAUACUUCAAUAUCUUCAGUAAUAUUUGAUUUAAUUUCUACACGUUCACUUCUACUCUAUCAUCCAUUAGCAUGUAAUGGUCAAAUUUGUAUUGAUAUAUCUAGUUGUUCUACACAAAUAAAUGGUCGACUUAUAAAUGGUUCAUGUUUACGUCUUUAUCCAUUUUCUGAAUCACUUGUUAAUCUAGGUGGUUGUCCUAUACUUUACCCAUUAAUUGAAUUAUUUCAAGAAAAUGAUUCGAAUAAUAUAUUAUCUUAUGAUCAAACUAAAACAUCAGAUAAUCGUCAUAAUCAUUUCUAUUCAAAUCCAAUUGCAUCAAUAAUUUAUUUAAUUCGUUGUAUUUUAUCUUCAAAAUCAAUGAUUAUUUUAACUGAACAAAUAGCGCAACAUUAUAAUAUUGAAAUCUUAGGUGAAUAUUUAAAUCAUAUAUCAUCAUCAUCUUUUAUUGAUCAACAAUUAUUAAUGUCAAUUGAAGAAUUAAUUGAAUCAAGUCGAUCUAUAAACUCCUUACAAUUAUUAACUAUUCAAUUAAUUCAACAUAUUUUAUUUAAUUUUACUCUAUGGAAUAAAUCGAAUUUUCAUGUACGAUUAUUACAUUUACAAUAUAUAUUAAAAGUUAUUAAAGAAGAGAAAAAUUUCGAUCGAGAUAAAUUUGGUAUACAAUUCUUUUUAGAUAUUCUUAAACAACACUUCAAUACAACAAAAGGUGAUAAAGAGGAACAACGUGAAUUACGUGAUAUUAUUUAUGAAAUAAUGAAAUAUUUUUUUCAAAAUCAUACUUCUAUGAAAGAUUUAAAUGCAUUACUUUCGACAAUAUCUGUAUUAUCUGUAUUAAAUGAUGAAAUAACAUAUGAAUUACUUGAAUUUAUCGUUGGUUUACUUACUCCAACAUCGCCAUUUCAUGAACAAACAAUUGAUUUCCUAUGUGAAUCAAAUAUGAUUGAAGGUUUAUAUUCACUUUUAGUUGUGAAUAAUUUAUCAAGUCGAACAAAAGAAAUAAUUUUAAAAAUAAUGAAAUGUUUUAUUGGAUCAAAACGUACAUCACAACAAAUACGAGCUCAAUUAAGAUUAGAAACAAAUCAUAUUGGUUUUGGUGGUAUUAUAUCUGGAAUAGCACUUCAUGAAAUAAAUGAAUCGAUUGUUCAAGAAAUUCUUAAUUUAAUCAUUUCAUCUAAUUCAGCAAGUGCUCUUCAUCAUCUUAAUAUUGUUUUAACACUUUGUAGUGCUGCAUCCAUUAAUGUUCGUCAUAUAGCGAUGCGUAAACUAAUGACCUAUUUUCUAAAUCAUCCAGCAGCAUGUCGUUUGUAUGCGAAAUGUCAUGGAUGGCAAGAAACUUUAGCUAACUUUUUUGUUAAAAUGCGUCGUUCAAGUUUAGGACCGUUAAUGAAUCAACAUCAUAAUUCAUCUCCAAAUCUGCUAUAUUCAUCAACAAGAAAUCUAAGUCUUAAUUUGGGUCAAGAAUGUUCAAAAUCUUUGGAUAUGAAUAAUGAAAAUCAACGUCGAACAUCAGCACCACAUUUGGAUAUAGCAAGUUUACAUGAUCUAUCACCAGAAAAACCUAUUUCAUUAUCAGUAGAAGAUAUAGCAACUAAUGUAGAUCUAAUACAGUUCGAAACACCUUCCGAACAAUGUUUAACAUCAAAUUCUACUGAUAAAUCAAUGGAUGUUUUAACUAAUACAAAAGAUACAACUACAGAUUUACAUUCUUUAUCAAAUGAAAUAAUAAUAACACCACCAUCAUCAAAUUUCGGUAGUAGAGAAGAUCUUAUAUCAUUACUUAAAACAGAAAAUUCAAAUGAAAAUCUUAAUGAGAUGAUGAAAAAUGAUAAUAAUAAUUUAACAACAACAACAACAUUACAACGAACAAGUACCAGUACAAGUAUGCCACAACUCUAUGAUGAUAAAGAAAAUAUUAGAGAGUAUAAUCAAUUUAGUUGUGAAUACAGAAAUUUUCUAGGUUGGCUCAUUGCUUUAGUUUGUAAUGAUAUCAAAGCUUUGGGUAUAAAAAGUACUGAUGAUUCAUCAUUGUAUAUGCAAUCAUCUAUUAACAUUUCCAUAGUUGAUAUUCUUGAAGAAAUGUGUGAAACAUUAAUUUUAGCAAUUGUUAUGAUUUUAUGGAAAGGAAUUGUUGAUUCUGAUGAUACAGCUUGGACGAGUCGCGGUCAAAUCUUCUCAGCUCUUCGACAUCUUCAUCGUGAACAUGAUUUAUAUUUACCAUUAGAUUAUAUUGAACGACGUAUUUUGGAAUUAAGUAUGGAAGCCUGUCUAGAUGAUAUUAAAUUAGAUAAAGAACAUUCUCAUGAUCGUCUCUAUCGACGACGUAUUAGUUUAACUGGCAUACGUAGACAAACACCGAUCUAUGAAAAUAAUUGUCGUGAAUUAAUAAAACUUGUUAAUGAUUUUCUUUCACAAUCCACUGAAAACAAUGAACGAAUAACAGAAAAUUUUGUUAACGGUAUUAUUCCAAUACUUGAUAUAAUGCUUAUGUUAAAAAUCAAUGAUAAUACUAAUCAAUCGAUGAGUGCAUAUAUUUCUCAUCAUGAUCAUUAUUCCGAAACAUCAUUAACUGGUCUUAAUAUUCUUCUUAUUCUUCUUGCUCAUCCAAAUCAAACAUUUUGUAGUCAAGCUUGUAAACGUAUUUAUGCAUUAUUAAAAUCGCGAUCAUUAAAUGGACGAGAAGAAGCAGCUUAUUUAUUAUCAAAAGUAAAUCAUAUAUUUUUAUCGAAAUUAAAUGCUGAAGAUGCAGAACAACAAACAUAUUUAUUAUCGCUAAUGAAAUUAAUUAUGGAAAAAUCUUUUGAUUUAUUAGAAAUGCAAAAAGAAAUUUCAAAUAUACCAUUUUGUCGUGAAAUAUUAAGUACAUUUGAUGAUUUUUGUCAGUGUAUUUUAUCAAUGAAUCGAAAUGAUUGGCAAAUGUUUAUUCAAAAAGUUACUGAACCAUAUGCUGAUCAUUAUUGUUCAAUGUCUGUACGACCAUUUCAAAUGAAUAUGAAAAUAUGGUGGAAUAAUUGUCAAGCAAUGAUAAAUAUUAGUAUAGUUAAACGUAAUCAACAAAUUGAAGCUGAAAAACUAAAAUUUCAAACUUAUAUUGUUGAACCAUGGCAUCAACGUAGUCGUUUAGAUGAACAACGAGC
Messenger RNA from Adineta steineri, 4856 nucleotides. NCBI's taxonomy places the organism in Eukaryota, Metazoa, Rotifera, Eurotatoria, Adinetida, Adinetidae. The record is from the annotation of a GenBank genome assembly.